Messenger RNA from Hymenoscyphus albidus, 1449 nucleotides. NCBI's taxonomy places the organism in Eukaryota, Fungi, Ascomycota, Leotiomycetes, Helotiales, Helotiaceae. The record is from the annotation of a GenBank genome assembly.
AUGUCCGAACCGGCUAGUCGGAGCCGCAGUCACUUGCGGAAAGCACCCAAACUAAGAGCUUCGUGUGACGCUUGCAGUUCGGCCAAAGUCCGUUGUACACAAACAAAACCUUCUUGCGCGAGGUGCACUAAACACGAUGUACCAUGUAUCUAUGGAAUCUCCAGGAGAUCUGGGAAAAGGAGUGCAGAGAGUUAUCAGGCUAUGAGAAGGAAUGCUGAGAUGGAAAUGGCAAACUCACCAGUCAAAGGCGAAAGGGGCGUCUCAGAGUCGAGUUCCAGCUGCCACUUAAUUAGCCGCGACACAAAAUCUAGCCUAGCGAUGAAUAUGGAAUUCAACCCACCCUCAAAUAUCACCUCUACGGGCCUUCCAACACCACCAAUGGCGAUGUCCAUGGAAUUUCUCGACUCUCCUGGACGUCUAGACUUUCCCGAGUCGCCUCGCUCAGAAUCCUCGGACUCAGUCCAAGAUCAGCAUCCAUCGUCGCCAGAUUCUUGUGCCGACCUUCCAGAUUAUCUCAAACAACAACUCAAAGACUGGGCAUUUGACAAUAUGUUCAUUCCAAACAUUCUGUCAGCCCCGGAAAUUUCACCAAAAUCCUCAGAUUGCCAGUCCAUGUUUGACCUUGAAAAUCCAGGUCUACAUAUCGAUUCGAGCAGUCAUGAGUAUAUAUUUCCAGAGGAUGAUGCGCCCCAGUACUUCAAACCGAGCUCCAUAUACUCUCAAAGCCCUGUGUCAGAGCCGGAUUUUGCUUCCUUCAACACAGGCCGACGCGAGAUAGACAACCUAGUGCUUUCCAUCGAGAACGACAACGAGAGUUAUAUCGAUCAGCCGCAACCAAAACAGAGCAAAAACGACACUUCAAACUGCAAAUCAUGUGCUUCUCAAUCCAAACACGCCGCCUCGGACUCAAACUCAAACUCAAACUCAAAGCGGUCCUGCCAUUGCUAUGAGAACAUCAUCUCCCAUCUCUCCCUUAGUCCUAAAGCGCAAAACACAAGUAAUUCAUACGACAUGUCCCUUGCUCAACUUCAAGAGACUCUCAAACUGGGUUCUGACGUUUUGAGUUGCUCAUGCAGCAAUGUCGAUCCCUCAGUUCCAAUCUCACUUUCCCUUCUCGCCGCUCGCAUUGUUUCCGUACUAGAGCGUCUUUGCCACCGUACCAUACAGGAUGAAUCUAUUGCCCCAGAGCAAGAUCAAGUCAGUUUUGACGGAAAUCGAUUUUCUUUGGGAAUGUACCAGAUCGCCAAAGAGGACGAGAGGCGUUUGAAGGAGGAAAUGCUUGGCAUUCAGAUAAAGAAAGCCGAGUUAUUAGUGUUGUGCUGUCGUGAAGUGGUCUCGCGAUCGAAUUUCAAGGACUUGCAAUCAAUCGUCUCUGGAAAGCUAUUCUCAUUUCUUGGAGAACAGGUUGGGGUUGUAAAACGAGAGUGGAAUUCAAGGAACGGAGGCUGA